CAUCCUGACUGAAUUAGCAUAUGACUUGUGAUGAUUGCUGUUUUCUACUUGCCUGUUCUUCUUCUUGGACCCCCCCUUCGCUUUUUCUUUGACCGCGGCGUGUCUGCCAUAUCGACAAGAAACUUAUUUUGUCGAGAUAUUUGUUCCAAGUUUGGUUCACAGGUGACAAAGCAAGAAGGGUUAGGCGGCGACAAAGCGCCUCUCGUAAUGCCCGGGCGUCAUCCUACGUCAAGGCAAGCAGUGUGAACAUCGAAUCUAAAUUCGAUCAAGCCAAUGGUGUCAGAUAGAGCUCCUAAUUCAAUUAAGGUACUGUCUAGGCUUUCUGAGGUCCU
This is a messenger RNA of Boeremia exigua, 332 nucleotides long. RefSeq lists its product as uncharacterized. The record is from RefSeq and is a predicted model, not a curated record. The transcript has a single exon. NCBI's taxonomy places the organism in Eukaryota, Fungi, Ascomycota, Dothideomycetes, Pleosporales, Didymellaceae. Bases 31 to 246 code for a protein of 71 amino acids.